CGUUUUAUACGUUGUUUGCAGCGGUCAGGAUGCCUGAACCAGCGAAGUCUGCUCCUGCUCCUAAGAAGGGUUCUAAGAAAGCAGUAACCAAGACGCAGAAAAAAGGGGACAAGAAGCGCCGCAAGACCAGGAAGGAGAGUUACUCUAUCUAUGUCUACAAGGUGCUGAAGCAAGUUCACCCCGACACCGGUAUCUCCUCUAAGGCCAUGGGUAUCAUGAAUUCCUUCGUCAAUGACAUCUUCGAGCGCAUUGCUGGCGAGGCGUCCCGCCUGGCGCAUUAUAACAAGCGCUCCACCAUCACCUCCCGGGAGAUCCAGACCGCCGUUCGCCUGCUGCUGCCUGGGGAGCUGGCCAAACACGCCGUGUCUGAGGGCACCAAGGCUGUGACCAAGUACACCAGCUCUAAGUAAGCAGGAGCUGUACCGCUUCGGGAAGCUGUUACACCUAAAACCCAAAGGCUCUUUUAAGAGCCACCCACUUUCUCAAUGAGAGUUUCAGUCACUGUUUGUCACUGUUUUAUUAGCAGAAAAUAGGUAGACGUAUACUCUUAAAACACGCCUUGAAUAUCUAGGCUAGAUGUUAAUUACAUUCCUUGAACUUAACACCCAGUAAGGUGGAUCGUGUGAUCGGAUCCGGGGUAAACCUAUCUAAUAAGGGCCUUCUAAUGCUGUGAGUAAACUAGAUAUUUUUUUAUUAGCUACUUAGAAUAUGCAUUAGUUAAAUACAUGUAGCUUGUAGUACAAGCAAACUCUGAACAGGAAAUGCAAAACCCUCAGUCCUGGCCGACACGCGUUUAUCUCUAAGUAAGCGGGGGUAAAUGAACAUGGAAAGGACACAGCGCGGAGAUGUCUCCACAUUUUAUAUAGCUUUGGAAGAGCUCGCAUCUUUAUUUUAUUCAUGCCUGAAACUCAGUGUGUUAUAUAGAUGGUCGUUCAUAGACAAAAUAAACUUCGUUUUAAUACCAGA
Molecule: messenger RNA, 966 nt
Organism: Dermochelys coriacea (leatherback sea turtle)
Lineage: Eukaryota; Metazoa; Chordata; Testudines; Dermochelyidae
Product: histone H2B 8
Exons: 1
Coding region: 30-410 (126 amino acids)
Cellular component (GO): nucleosome
Molecular function (GO): DNA binding; protein heterodimerization activity; structural constituent of chromatin
Source: RefSeq, a predicted model, not a curated record